GGUGGAACCUGCGCUUACCCGGAUCAAGGAAGAUCGAAAGCGGAUCAUCUUACCAGCCAUUGACAACAUCAAGUACAACACUUUUGAAGUGCAGCAAUACGCCAACGCAGCCCACGGCUAUAACUGGGGCCUCUGGUGCAUGUACAUAAUCCCGCCGCAGGACUGGCUCGAUAAAGGGGAUGAGUCAGCUCCCAUCAGGACACCAGCCAUGAUUGGAUGCUCGUUUGUAGUGGACCGAGAGUAUUUUGGUGAGAUUGGCUUGCUCGACCCUGGCAUGGAGGUCUAUGGAGGAGAAAACAUUGAAUUGGGCAUGAGGGUCUGGCAGUGCGGGGGGAGCAUGGAGGUGCUGCCCUGCUCUCGCGUGGCUCACAUUGAACGCACCAAGAAGCCCUACAACAACGACAUCGACUACUAUGCAAAGCGCAACGCCCUGCGUGCUGCCGAGGUCUGGAUGGACGACUUCAAGUCGCACGUGUACAUGGCGUGGAACAUCCCCAUGGCGAACCCUGGAGUUGACUUUGGAGACGUUUCUGAAAGAAUAGCUCUACGGCAGCGACUGCAGUGCCGCAGUUUUAAGUGGUACUUGGAGAACGUCUAUCCCGAAAUGAGGGUCUAUAAUAACACAGUCACUUACGGAGAGGUGCGUAACAGCAAAGCCAGCGGCUACUGCCUGGACCAGGGAGCUGAAGAGGACGACAAGGCAAUCCUGUACCCGUGCCAUGGGAUGUCCUCUCAG
Molecule: messenger RNA, 736 nt
Organism: Mesitornis unicolor (brown roatelo)
Lineage: Eukaryota; Metazoa; Chordata; Aves; Mesitornithiformes; Mesitornithidae
Product: polypeptide N-acetylgalactosaminyltransferase 9
Exons: 5
Cellular component (GO): Golgi apparatus
Source: RefSeq, a predicted model, not a curated record